Messenger RNA from Myotis lucifugus (little brown bat), 3330 nucleotides. It is a transcript of the gene KRIT1, whose product is annotated as KRIT1, ankyrin repeat containing. Gene Ontology annotation, biological process: regulation of establishment of cell polarity; cell redox homeostasis; negative regulation of angiogenesis. The transcript has 17 exons. Lineage: Eukaryota; Metazoa; Chordata; Mammalia; Chiroptera; Vespertilionidae. Bases 697 to 2907 code for a protein of 736 amino acids. The record is from RefSeq and is a predicted model, not a curated record. Gene Ontology annotation, molecular function: protein binding. Gene Ontology annotation, cellular component: plasma membrane; cytoskeleton.
GUGGUACUGCCCCGCCCGGGCGGAGUGUUUAUUGUUGUCAUGUCUGGGAAACCUGUGCACCGCACGCCGUCCCGCUCAGCUCUCCGCGCUGCGCCUCUCUCCAUCUUUUAGAAGCUGUGCGCUGUCUGGGUUUGCUUUUAACCGCACCAGCAGUCUGACCGAGCUGGCCCAGCUCUCUCUCUCUUCCAUUCUCAUCUCACCCCAGGAGAAUGGAUGUGUCUUCACCGUUUCUCCCUUCGUCUUUUCACGGUUUUGCUGUCCUCAUCUCAUUUGGAGGAAAGGUCAAAAACUCAAAAAUGUUUUCAUAGCAAUAUAAAACAGUUCAUCCCAUGAUCUUCUUUUUCUCUUAAUGUUUCCCCCUUAGAAUUGGGUUAUAGAGAACCACAGUAACAACUAAUAUGUAGCAUAUUUAGAUAAUCUAGGGAUAUGGUGCUUUCCCCAAAUAAGCUCAUUAAAUGUACUUGCUGUUCACUGUAGAUAUUCACUUGGUUGCCAGUUUCACUUAUUACUUAGUUCCUUCUCUGUUAGCCAAAUUUAGUGCAAUUGCCUUCGAAAGCUAUUUGAAGAUUAUCAAAUAUCUUAAAUUGAAGAGUAGAAUGCCACUUAAAAGAAUUCUAAAAUUAUCAGUGAGGUUUAUUGAUAAGUGACGAAGUGAACGGACAAGGAGAAAUCAAGCUGAGGAGCAGCAGCGCUACAAUGGGGAAUCCAGAAAACAUAGAAGAUGCAUAUGUUGCUGUUAUUCGUCCAAAGAAUACUGCCAGUCUAAAUUCCCGGGAAUACAAAGCCAAGUCAUAUGAAAUUUUAUUGCAUGAAGUUCCCAUUGAAGGGCAGAAAAAAAAGAGAAAGAAAGUUUUAUUGGAAACUAAACUUCAAAGCAACAGUGAAAUAACACAAGGCAUAUUGGAUUAUGUAGUAGAGACCACCAAACCAAUUUCUCCUGCAAACCAGGGUAUCAGAGGAAAACGAGUAGUACUACUGAAGAAAUUUCCUUUGGAUGGGGAGAAGAUGGGCAGAGAAGCAGCAUUAUUUAUUGUUCCAUCAGUUGUCAAAGAUAAUACUAAAUAUACGUAUACUCCAGGAUGCCCAAUUUUUUACUGCUUACAAGAUAUUAUGCGAGUCUGUAGUGAAUCCAGCACUCACUUUGCUACUCUUACAGCAAGGAUGUUAAUAGCCUUGGAUAAGUGGUUAGAUGAACGUCAUGCACAAUCUCACUUUAUUCCAGCUUUAUUCCGACCAUCUCCUCUUGAGCGGAUAAAAACUAAUGUCAUAAAUCCUGCAUAUGCUACUGAAUCGGGUCAGACAGAAAACUCACUACAUAUGGGCUAUAGUGCACUAGAAAUAAAGAGUAAAAUGUUAGCCCUAGAGAAAGCAGAUACCUGUAUUUACAACCCUUUAUUUGGAUCAGAUCUUCAGUAUACAAACAGGGUUGAUAAAGUGGUAAUAAAUCCAUACUUUGGUCUAGGAGCUCCAGACUACUCAAAAAUCCAAAUUCCCAAGCAGGAAAAAUGGCAGAGAAGCAUGAGCAGUGUCACAGAAGACAAGGAACGACCAUGGGUAGAUGAUUUUCCUCUCCAUCGAAGUGCCUGUGAAGGAGAUUCAGAAUUAUUAACUCGUCUUCUCAAUGAAAAAUUUUCAGUCAAUCAGUUGGAUAAUGACCACUGGGCGCCCAUUCAUUAUGCAUGCUGGCUUGGAAAGGUUGAGGCCACUCGCAUAUUGUUAGAAAAAGGAAAGUGCAAUCCAAACCUUUUAAAUGGACAUCUUAGUUCUCCUCUUCAUUUUGCUGCUGGUGGGGGACAUGCUGAAAUAGUACAGAUUCUCUUAAACCAUCCAGAAAUUGACAGACACAUAACAGACCAACAAGGAAAAUCCCCUUUAAAUAUUUGUGAAGAAAACAAACAAACUAAUUGGGAAGAAACUGCAAAAUUGUUGAAGGAAGCCAUUAACAAACCAUAUGAAAAAGUUCGAAUAUACAGAAUGGAUGGAUCAUACCGUUCUGUUGAACUGAAGCAUGGAAAUAACACCACAGUACAGCAGAUAAUGGAAGGAAUGCGUCUCUCUCAAGAAACACAGCAAUAUUUCACUAUUUGGAUCUGUUCAGAAAACCUCAGCCUUCAACUCAAACCAUAUCAUAAACCCUUGCAACAUGUUCGGGACUGGCCAGAAAUACUGGCUGAAUUGACUAAUUUGGAUCCCCAAAGGGAAACACCACAGCUUUUCCUAAGAAGAGAUGUGAGACUUCCUUUGGAAGUUGAAAAAAAGAUUGAAGACCCACUAGCUAUUCUUAUUCUCUUUGACGAAGCCAGAUAUAACUUAUUGAAGGGCUUUUAUACAGCUCCUGAUGCCAAACUGAUAACAUUAGCAAGUCUGUUGUUGCAAAUAGUUUAUGGAAAUUAUGAGAGUAAGAAGCACAAGCAAGGUUUCCUAAAUGAAGAAAAUCUAAAAUCCAUUGUACCUAUUACCAAAUUGAAAAGUAAGGCACCUCACUGGACAAAUCGAAUACUUCAUGAAUACAAGAAUCUUAGUACAAGUGAGGGUAUCAGUAAAGAAAUGCAUCACCUUCAGCGCAUGUUCUUACAGAAUUGUUGGGAAAUUCCUACAUAUGGAGCAGCUUUUUUCACAGGACAGAUAUUUACAAAGGCAAGCCCCAGCAAUCAUAAAGUCAUCCCUGUGUAUGUAGGAGUGAAUAUAAAAGGACUUCAUCUCCUCAACAUGGAAACUAAGGCUUUACUCAUCAGUCUUAAGUAUGGCUGUUUUAUGUGGCAAUUGGGAGAUGCUGGUACAUGUUUUCAGAUCCAUAGUAUGGAAAAUAAAAUGAGCUUUAUAGUACAUACAAAACAGGCUGGCCUCGUGGUGAAACUGUUAAUGAAGCUAAAUGGACAGUUGAUGCCUACCGAAAGAAAUUCUUGAGAGGAAAGCAACUGAUACUUAAGCCACCACAUUUUGUGAUACAGACUUUUUUCCAUGAAAGAUUUCUUAAACUAUGAUUUUUAACAAGGCACUAUGUCUCUUGUAAUAUAUACGUAUACUAUUAUGUUGUACAGAAUCUGUACUUAUGUUUGGUGUGUAAUAUACCAAUUACUUUUAUAUAAUAUCCUCAUAAACUAUUCUAAUUUUUCAGAGAAACGCAUGAAAGAGUAGAGGUUGAUUGCCUGGAUAAUGUUAGACAAAAUAGUAAUCUUUAUAAAAAGUUAUUUUUGGUAAAUGGUAAAGAAUUUAGAAGAAAUGUGAUGAAAUUAAAAUACAUAUAGCUUUGCUAUAACUUUGUGUGUCAUUUCAAAACAUACUUUAAUGUCAACAUGAUUUUAAUAAAGAAAUGUAUUUUCUAUUUAA